Messenger RNA from Limanda limanda (common dab), 2129 nucleotides. RefSeq names its product protein phosphatase 2, regulatory subunit B, delta (gene ppp2r2d). Gene Ontology annotation, molecular function: protein phosphatase regulator activity; protein binding. Gene Ontology annotation, biological process: peptidyl-serine dephosphorylation. Gene Ontology annotation, cellular component: protein phosphatase type 2A complex; cytosol. The coding region runs from base 138 to 1481 and encodes 447 amino acids. NCBI's taxonomy places the organism in Eukaryota, Metazoa, Chordata, Actinopteri, Pleuronectiformes, Pleuronectidae. The transcript is spliced from 10 exons. The record is from RefSeq and is a predicted model, not a curated record.
GAUAAUUUCCGUGGUCCCUGACAGAGCCGAGUUCCUCCCAGUGAUUGUUGGAUGCUAUCGGUGCCCCUCCGCGGAGAGCUGCGCUGUGCGAUCGGCCUGUGGGACGCGGUGUUCAGCCAGAGCUGCUAAAUGAAGCAAUGGCGGGGGUUGCAGGAGGUAAUGAUUUCCAGUGGUGUUUCUCUCAAGUGAAAGGAGCCAUAGAUGAAGAUGUUGCGGAAGCUGACAUUAUCUCUACAGUGGAGUUCAACUACUCUGGAGAGCUGCUGGCGACUGGAGACAAAGGAGGCAGAGUAGUGAUAUUCCAACAUGAACAGGAGUCCAAGAAUCGUCCGCACCUGCGCGGGGAGUACAACGUCUAUAGCACUUUUCAGAGUCACGAGCCAGAAUUUGACUACUUGAAAAGUUUAGAAAUCGAGGAAAAGAUUAAUAAAAUUAGAUGGCUACCCCAACAGAAUGCUGCUCACUUUCUACUUUCGACAAAUGAUAAAACUAUCAAAUUGUGGAAAAUAAGUGAAAGAGAUAAACGGGCCGAAGGUUACAACCUGAAAGAUGAAGAUGGACGACUCAGAGACCCCUUUAGAAUCUCCUCCUUACGGGUACCAGUGCUGAUGCCAAUGGAUCUCAUGGUAGAAGCAAGCCCACGGAGGAUCUUUGCAAAUGCGCACACCUAUCACAUUAAUUCCAUUUCUGUAAAUAGUGAUCAUGAAACGUACCUCUCCGCAGACGACCUAAGAAUAAAUCUAUGGCACUUGGAAAUCACAGACAGAAGUUUUAAUAUUGUAGACAUCAAGCCAGCCAACAUGGAGGAACUGACGGAAGUAAUCACAGCUGCUGAGUGCCAUCCACACCAAUGCAAUGUUUUUGUGUACAGCAGUAGCAAAGGCACCAUCCGCCUGUGUGACAUGCGAGCGGCGGCACUCUGCGAUCGGCACUCAAAGUUCUUUGAGGAGCCAGAGGAUCCAAGCAGCCGAUCCUUUUUCUCUGAGAUCAUCUCCUCCAUCUCGGACGUGAAGUUCAGUCACAGCGGACGCUACAUGAUGACACGUGACUACCUCUCCGUCAAAGUGUGGGACCUCAACAUGGAGAACAGGCCAGUGGAGACGUAUCAGGUACAUGAAUACCUUCGCAGUAAGCUCUGCUCCUUGUAUGAAAACGACUGCAUCUUCGACAAGUUUGAGUGCUGCUGGAAUGGCAGUGACAGUGCCAUCAUGACCGGCUCCUACAACAACUUCUUCAGAAUGUUCGACCGCAACACCAGGCGGGACAUCACGCUGGAGGCGUCCCGGGAGAGCAGCAAACCGCGGGCCACGCUCAAACCCCGCAAAGUGUCCACCGGCGGCAAGAGGAAGAAGGAUGAGAUCAGCGUGGACAGCCUGGACUUCAACAAGAAGAUCCUCCACACUGCCUGGCACCCCAAAGAUAACGUGAUAGCUGUGGCAGCCACCAACAACUUGUACAUUUUCCAGGACAAAAUCAACUAGAAGAUUUGGGGCUCCCGAGGAUAGGGCUUUUACCGUACCUGUGUAGUUAAGCCUACUACUUGUCUAUCUGUAUAAGAAGAAACAGCCUCGUUGUCCUCCUGGUGAAGAAUUUCGAAAGCACGUGUCUACUUUUUUUGCCACAGGAGGUUGAUCCAUAGGCCUGUUUUAUUUUGAGUCUGAGCUUAGGUUGUUUUUGCCUUCGGCACCAGGGCAAUCAACAUGCCCCCCUGACCCAGAAAGCCCAAUUCGGGUCUAAUUGACGGAAUGGCACUCCCUAGAGGUCAAACUCUUGAACGUUGGUGUUUGUGUUGACAUUUUAAGCCUUCAUUUCAUGAUUUAACAGCAGAACUCUCGGAAGCUCUUAAAAUGACGUCUUGUCAGAGUUGUAACAUCAUUUCAAAGAUUUCGGGCCCUCUGAAGCACGGAUUAAUGGCCAAUAAGCCUAACUGUAACAUUCCCCCAUUGGUCAUGUAUUCAGGCCAAACUACUGGUGGAAGAGGCCCUGAAUUUGGAAAGUGGACUUGUUUCUUUUCUUCCCUCCCUCCCUCUUACUUUACCCCCUCCCCUGUCAAUACGGUGACAUAAUUUCACUCACUGUAUCUACUCAAGUACACCUUGUCAUCCACAUAAUAAAAGAAACUAAAACUA